AUGGGUAUGGAAGAUUGGGACGAGAGUGCUGUGGAUCUCUUGCUAGGCGUAGCCUGUGUGGAAGCCGACGAGCUGUUGGCGACAGCCACCAGGUUGAGCAAGAGUUCUGGCAGCGCUGUCACGGUUGAGGACAUGCGGAUUGCGGCGGAUUGGCGAUAUGGGCACAGAGAUGGGGCAGAUGAGCAGGCGAGGCGCCAGGCAGCCAAGCGCCGCAAGAAGAUCAACGAGAAGCCUUUGCCGGAAGUGAAAAGCAAGGGCCAGCCGCUCUUUCCGCAGGACGUGUGGAUUGGAGGUGAGGACCGGCAGCAAGUGGUGGAUGAAUCGGCUGAAGAAGCCGAGUUGGAAGCAGUGGGCUGA
Messenger RNA from Effrenium voratum, 357 nucleotides. The record is from the annotation of a GenBank genome assembly. Lineage: Eukaryota; Dinophyceae; Suessiales; Symbiodiniaceae.